Ilex paraguariensis (yerba mate) is the source of this 1245-nucleotide messenger RNA. Lineage: Eukaryota; Viridiplantae; Streptophyta; Magnoliopsida; Aquifoliales; Aquifoliaceae. The record is from the annotation of a GenBank genome assembly.
UCCUUCUUUAACAGUUUGAUCACCCAGAAAACCAGACGCAAAAUGGGUUCAACGGAGUACCAAAUGAGUCCGGCGGAGGAGGAAGAGGAAGCUUGUAUGUUUGCCAUGCAACUUGCUAGUGCUUCAGUGCUUCCAAUGGUCCUGAAAUCAGCUUUGGAGCUUGAUCUUCUUGAGACCAUUGCCAAUGCUGGCUCAGGUGCCUAUCUCUCUCCUUCGGAACUCGCCGCUCAACUCCCGACGGAAAAUCCCGAUGCACCUGUCAUGCUUGACCGGAUUCUCAGGCUUCUCGCUAGCUACUCAGUUCUCAAAUGCACUCUCAAAAACCUCCCCGGUGGCGGUGUUGAGAGGCUCUAUGGCCUCGCACCGGUGUGUAAGUUUUUGACUAAAAACUCCGACGGUGUCUCCAUCGCUCCUCUCGUGCUGAUGAAUCAAGACAAGGUCCUCAUGGAGAGCUGGUAUUACUUGAAAGACGCAGUUCUUAAUGGUGGAAUUCCAUUCAACAAGGCUUAUGGGAUGACCGCAUUUGAGUACCACGGCACAGAUAUGAGAUUCAACAAGGUCUUCAACCAGGGAAUGUCUGAUCACUCAACCAUUACCAUGAAGAAGAUCCUUGAAACUUAUAAAGGGUUCGAGGGUCUGUCAUCAGUGGUUGACGUUGGUGGUGGCACAGGCGCUACACUUAACAUGAUAGUCUCUAAGUACCCCACUAUCAAGGGGAUUAACUUUGAUUUGCCCCACGUUAUCUCAGAUGCUCCAUCUUAUGCCAGUGUGGAGCAUGUUGGUGGAGACAUGUUUGUCAACGUGCCAAAGGGGGAUGCCAUUUUUAUGAAGUGGAUUUGUCAUGACUGGAGCGACGAACAUUGCCUGAAAUUUUUGAAGAAUUGCUAUGAGGCACUUCCGAACAAUGGGAAGGUCAUCAUUGCCGAAUGCAUUCUUCCGGAGGCUCCAGACAGUAAGCUUACGACUAGGAAUGUCAUUCUUAUUGAUGUUAUCAUGUUGGCUCAUAACCCUGGAGGGAAAGAGAGGACCGAGAAGGAGUUUGAGGCACUGGCAAAGGGAGCUGGAUUCCAAGGUUUCCGAAAAAUGUGUUGUGCUUUCAAUACAUGGGUUAUGGAAUUUUUGAAAUAGAUGCGAGUCAUUGGCUUGGGUUCGUUCCUAUACCAAAUGCUUGUGAUUUAAGAGGAUGUGAGAGUGUCUCUUUCCACUUGUGUAUGCAAUUAAUAAAAUAAAAUUGUGAUUUACGGC